Eremothecium gossypii ATCC 10895 is the source of this 1269-nucleotide messenger RNA. RefSeq lists its product as uncharacterized. The record is from RefSeq and is marked provisional. Bases 1 to 1269 code for a protein of 422 amino acids. Gene Ontology annotation, biological process: transmembrane transport. The transcript has a single exon. NCBI's taxonomy places the organism in Eukaryota, Fungi, Ascomycota, Saccharomycetes, Saccharomycetales, Saccharomycetaceae. Gene Ontology annotation, cellular component: endoplasmic reticulum; membrane.
AUGGUCAUUACGGAAGCGCUGUCAUUCCUGGGCCUAGCGUACAUCACUUUCCAAAGUGUGCUUGAAGUUGUUAUAGUCUCAUUUGCUGGCUUCUGGUGCACAUACUCGGGGCUCCUCCCCAAAGAGGGGCAAAAAAUUAUAUCUAGGUUGAAUGUGGACGUCUUCACGCCAUGCUUGAUCUUCAGCAAGUUGGCUAAGUCCUUAUCAAUUGCAAAAAUUCUGGAGAUAGGGAUCAUCCCUGUAUUCUAUGCUAUUUCUACAGGUAUCUCUUUCGUCUCUGGUAAAGCGCUGGCGAUGCUCCUCCAUCUCGACGUUGAUGAGACAAACUUUGUGGUUGCCAACUCUAUCUUCGGGAAUAGCAAUUCGCUUCCAGUGUCCCUCACGCUCUCGUUAGCAUAUACCCUUCCCGGGUUGGAAUGGGACCAGAUCCCCAAUGAUACCAAGGACAGCAUAGCAUCCAGAGGUAUCUUAUACCUGCUCAUCUGGCAGCAAAUAGGACAGGUUUUAAGAUGGACGUGGGGCUAUAACAAGCUCAUGCGGUGGUCCGGCGAGCGCGACAACGAGGUCAGACAGUCCCUACUCGAGGCGCAAUCCGAAGAUGCCGUUACACUUGCUGAAGCUGAAAGCGAACUUGCAAUCCGCAGCCCUACAGACUUCGACGAAAACAGUACGUCCGCCCCAUCCAUAACAUCGAUCGACAGGCUGAAGACGACUGUUCUGCAUGGCGUUAACCGGGUUCGCGGGUUCAUGAACCCUCCCCUAUACGCCAUGGUCCUGUCGGUGAUCGUGGCUUCAAUUCACCCCUUACAGCACGAACUAUUCCAUGCGGAUGGAUUCAUCAACAACACCCUAAGUGAAGCCGUUAAUGAGCUUGGCGCUCUUUCUAUCCCCCUCAUAUUGGUUGUUCUCGGAUCUAACUUGUACCCGUCCCACGACGUUUCGCCAAAGUCGCAUAACUACAAGAAAAUCGUGUUUGCAUCCAUCGUUGGGCGUAUGAUUUUCCCUUCCUUGUUGCUCCUACCGUUGAUUGCUGCCUGUGUGAAGUUUAUCAAUGUCAGUAUUUUGGACGACCCCAUUUUCCUUGUAGUGGGCUUUAUUUUAACCGUCGCCCCGCCUGCCAUCCAGCUUACGCAAAUCACACAGUUGAAUGAGUUCUUUGAAGCAGAAAUGGCAGGCGUAUUGUUCUGGUGUUAUGUUAUACUAGCACUACCAAUGAGCAUUUUGGUUGUUAGCGGAGCAAUCUCCGUGUUGCGCUGGGCUGAAGCUUGA